GCAGUUGACGGGGGAACCGAAACUCCGAAACGCGGGAAAGCCAAGCGGCCCUUAAGCGGAACUAAUAAAGCAAAACUGCCUUCUGCCUGAGCUCAUCCCCCUCCAGUCCUUUUCUAGCGCUUCCUGAAGGAAAUGUUCCUGGACAUUACCACUAGUUUAACCAUAAUCAGAUAUGCUGGGAACACGCUUUCUAGAAAGAGAACAUAGAAAGUCGAACCAACAGAACGUAAUUAAAGAGUACUGCUCUUCCACAGGAGGCCUACACACCGCCACUGGGGCCGCCACCAUGUCUCUAGUGAUCCCUGAGAAGUUCCAGCACAUUUUGCGAGUACUCAACACCAAUAUCGAUGGGCGGCAGAAAAUAGCCUUUGCCAUCACUGCACUUAAGGGUGUGGGGCGAAGAUAUGCUCAUGUAGUGUUGAGGAAAGCAGACAUCGAUCUCACCAAAAGGGCCGGAGAGCUCACUGAGGAUGAGGUGGAAUGUGUGAUCACCAUUAUGCAGAAUCCUCGCCAGUAUAAGAUCCCAGACUGGUUUUUGAACAGACAAAAGGACGUGAAGGAUGGAAAGUACAGCCAGGUCCUGGCCAAUGGUCUGGACAACAAACUUCGUGAAGACCUGGAGAGACUAAAGAAAAUUAGGGCCCACAGAGGGCUGUGCCACUUCUGGGGACUUCGUGUCCGAGGCCAGCACAUCAAGACCACAGGGCGCCGUGGCCGCACCGUGGGUGUGUCCAAGAAGAAAUAAAUUUGUAGGCCUUGUCUGUUAAUAAAAUAGUUUAUACACCUA
Zalophus californianus (California sea lion) is the source of this 787-nucleotide messenger RNA. RefSeq names its product 40S ribosomal protein S18-like. The record is from RefSeq and is a predicted model, not a curated record. Gene Ontology annotation, biological process: translation. Gene Ontology annotation, molecular function: structural constituent of ribosome; RNA binding. Gene Ontology annotation, cellular component: cytosol; ribosome; small ribosomal subunit. Lineage: Eukaryota; Metazoa; Chordata; Mammalia; Carnivora; Otariidae. Bases 173 to 745 code for a protein of 190 amino acids. The transcript has 2 exons.